This is a messenger RNA of Lathyrus sativus (Indian pea), 231 nucleotides long. The record is from the annotation of a GenBank genome assembly. Lineage: Eukaryota; Viridiplantae; Streptophyta; Magnoliopsida; Fabales; Fabaceae.
AUGAAGUGCUUUAGGGACAAUAAAGAGAUUGAUAGAUCAAUAGUCAUGUUGGAUGAGAAUAAUCCUCGUGAAAAGGCUUUUCGGAUGGCAAGAGGCAUGUUGAAGAAUAAUACAUUUCAAGAUUUAAAGCUGCAACUUAUCUCUGAAAGAUCCAUGAACGAUCGUGUAUAUAACUGCCCUACCAUAUCUGAGGUAGCAGCUCUUAUAGUCGGGGAUAUAGAUUCAGCAUAA